GCCAAUGGGCGCACUGGGAAGGCUGGGUUAGCGGGUGGAGCGGGGGAAGCAGCACAGUUGAUUUGCGGCUCCACAUCGCCUCCAUACAUCGCUUCCACAGUGCGGAUGAAGAAGAUUUUGUGAAAUUAGCAAUUACAGAUUAUACUUCUUUAGCCUGAUAAUACCUUUCUGUCUGGGGUCCUGGAUUUACACAGAGGAGGAACGGGGAGCCGAUCAUCCGUCGUUCUCUUGGUACCAGGGAGCACGUGACCCCGGAGAUGAACAAGCUUCGUCAGAGCCUGAGGAGGAAGAAGCCCACCUACGUGCCAGAGGCCAGCAGACCGCAUCAGUGGCAGGCUGACGAGGAGGCUGUACGUAAGGGCAAAUGUAACUUCCCUGUUAGGUACUUGGGGUUGGUCGAGGUGGAGGAGUCGAGAGGAAUGCACGUAUGCGAGGAUGCAGUGAAGAAGCUAAAAAUUAGUGGGAAAAAGACAGUCAAGGCAGUAUUGUGGGUUUCAGCAGAUGGACUCAGGGUGGUGGAUGACAAAACUAAGGACCUUAUUGUAGACCAGACCAUAGAGAAGGUUUCAUUCUGUGCCCCCGAUCGUAACUAUGACAAGGCCUUCUCCUACAUCUGCCGAGACGGUACUACCAGACGGUGGAUGUGCCAUUGCUUCAUGGCUCUCAAAGACUCGGGGGAGAGACUAAGCCAUGCAGUUGGCUGUGCCUUUGCCGCCUGUCUGGAGAGGAAGCAGCGCAGGGAGAAGGAGUGCGGCGUGACGGCUUCCUUUGACGCCAGUCGCACCUCAUUUGUGCGUGAGGGCUCCUUCCGCACUAACCCUUCCUGCCAGCAGAGCAGCAGCAGCGAUAGAGAUGACAAGCUGCAGGACAAGAAGAAAGACCAACCUUCUGCCAUUCCAGCCCUCCCACCUGGCACCGCCUCCCCACCCGAGGGUGCAGCCUCCCCCAUGGAGCGGCCAGAGCCUGGCGGGCCUCACGCAAUCCCUCGCCGCCACGCGCCCAUCGAGCAGCUGGUGCGCCAAGGCUCGUUCCGGGGAUUCCCGGCCCUCAGCCAGAAGAACUCUCCCUUCAAGAGGCAGCUGUCACUCCGCCUCAAUGACCUGCCAUCCACACUGCAACGCAAGACCGACUUCCAGGACAAGAACCCUGUACCAGAGAUGGACAUGGGGUUGCCAGAUGAGGGAGACUGUAGUAUCAAUGCGCUGUGUAGCCAGAUCAACACCUCCUUCACCAAUCCAUCGGAAGAGCUUUUCUCCAACCCCGCUUUGUCUGCAAAUGGCCCUCCAACCUGCACUGUGCCCCCUGCCCUGCCUCCACCACCUGCACCAAUGCAGGGCACUUCUUCCUGGGCGCAGCCCGAGCCUCCACUCCACUCUCCUCCUCCGGUUUCUGUGGCGAUGCAGAUGCAGAUGCAGAUGCAGAGUGGACACAGACGCACACCCUCUGAGGCUGAGAGAUGGUUGGAGGAGGUCUCAAAGGCUGUCAAGGCUCAACAAACCCCUCCUCAAGGCCCCACCAUCCCCACCAUCCCGGGACCACCCUCCAUGUCGUGUCAGCAGAUGUCCAAUCAGGCAGUCAUAUCAGCUGCCCCAGUGUCCACUGUCCCUAUGUCCCUUGGCACCAUGUCCAAACCUCUCCACUCAGGCCCCUCUGCUCACUCAGGUCAGGCGCCGAUGCCCCUCCCACCCAUGGUAAUAUCAUCAAUUCCUCUAAUACCAGGCCCUCCAGUGUCAGGCCCUCCUAUGUCGCUACCUUCCAUGUCCAUUCCCACAAUGUCCGGUCCGAGCAUGUCUGGGGCCCCCAUGAUCCAGCCCUCCCUUCCUGGGCCCCCAGGCUCCCUUCCAUGCUCCAUGCAACCCUUCCCCUUGGCUUUUGAUACCACACCAGCUCCUGUGGGAAUGUUCGCCAGCCAGCCUGUCCAGCCGACAUUUGUGCCCAUGCAGACCUACAUGCCAGGCCUGGCCAGCAGUAUGACAUAUCCCAAUGCCAGUGUGCCUGUGGUAGGCAUCACACCAUCGCAAAUGGUGGCUAAUGUCUUCUGCACCGCUACAAGCUCAUCUGGGGCAGGUGGAGCCAUGGGCUCGGCUCUAGGAGGACCCAAAGUCGGGGCACUUGGAGCAGCCGGGCAGCACCAUUCUUACCCAGGAGUACCUAGUGCAGUAGGACACCCUGGAGGGUUUUCCUCACCGGUAUUCUCUCCCACUCCGCCAUUAUCAACAGCCAUUAAUGGCCUCCCCCCGCACAGCAGCGCCAUGGCUCUACAGAAUGGGAACUCCAACAGUGGCAGGAAUGGUGGAAGCAGUAGUAGCAGCUGGCCGCCAGAGGGCAGCCAGUUAACAGCUCCGGCACCCAGCGAUUCCCAAGACGAUGAUCGUUUUGAGGCCAAGUGGGCGGCAUUGGAGGCCAAACCAGCACCUCAGCAGCCUGGGAAUAAGGCACCAGCUGCAGCAGCCAACCCAUUUUCAAACAAUCUUCAAAAGACUUUUGAGAUAGAGCUUUAAGUCUGAGUUGGCCUCUCAAAACUGUAGCUCUAGCCCUGGUGUUGGCCUGAAAAUGGCCGGCUUAGAACGCGUUGCAGGUCCUUAAAGUUAGGCUAGCAUCUUACCUGUGGCAAUCUAGCAACUUCCUAAAAACUCUCAUAGGAGUCAAUGUUAUAAUUAUCUUAAUUGCUUUCUUUACACUCCCAUGAGAGCUUUAGAGGAAGUCGGCAGAUAGCUGGUCUGCCAUUGGAGGAUCAGUUCUCUAGCUCACUAAACUUGAGUGGAUCCUUCCACUCCACCCGCUACUGACCUCUCUUCCCUGCUUUCACUUCUCUACUCUGGCUUUACUUUACUUGCUGCAAGUCCCUAUAUAUGUAU
This is a messenger RNA of Perca flavescens (yellow perch), 2858 nucleotides long. RefSeq names its product NUMB like endocytic adaptor protein (gene numbl). Gene Ontology annotation, biological process: positive regulation of neurogenesis. Lineage: Eukaryota; Metazoa; Chordata; Actinopteri; Perciformes; Percidae. The record is from RefSeq and is a predicted model, not a curated record. Gene Ontology annotation, cellular component: cytoplasm. The transcript is spliced from 10 exons. The coding region runs from base 258 to 2501 and encodes 747 amino acids.